GGCUGUGAGGGGCUCGAACGGAAAGCUAAAAGAGAGAGCUUGAGACACACUUGGGCUGCCUUCAAUUCUGAAUUAUGGCCUUUAGCAGAGAGAGCAAAGAAAACCUUGAAGAAUAUAAGAAAUCAGAAGAAAUCUGCGAAGAAAUAAUUGGCAUUGAAGGCAUAGUUGAUGAAGAGGCCAAAGAACAAUGUCAAAAACAAAAGCACAAAAUGAGAAUACCAAAAAAUAUGAAAAUCAAAAAUAUUAUAAAACACAAAAAGAAUCCAAAAUCUGAAGCUGCUCUCAGCCCCGAGGCAACGUUAGAAGUGGACCUUGACACCAUUGAAGGCAUAGUAGAGUUUACUGGUGAUUCUGAAGUGGGAUGUCAGAAACAAAAAUUCAGAAUCAAAAUAUCAGAAAAAAUAAAAAUUCUUGACUUCAAGAAACGGCAGAAGAAUUCAAAAUCCACAGGAACUCCAUCAGUGGAAUUGGAUUUCAAAGAGAACCUUGAGCAGAACCGUUUGGCUGAAGCACAGCAACAGCUGGUGAAAGCUGAGGAAUGUCUCUUUGGUUCAAAAGAAGUGGGCAGGACAGAAGAUGAGGUAGACAAGCUUCAUAUUGACUAUGAGAUCUUUAUUUUGCACCUGAGAUUGGCCAUCUAUGACUCCUUCAGUGAGGACAGCCAGGAGACACUCAAGAGUGCUUUGACUUCAAUACUUAAAGAGGAGGCACAGGACAGACGCUGGAUGGAAGUUGCCGAGGAUCAACGCCCAAUAUGGAGGCCUACGGGGUGCAGACAGAUCCAUGACACAUUACUCCAGACUACCGUGGAGGAACGAAUGAAGAAUGCAGAUGAAGAGGAGAAUAAUGCAGAUAUACUGUCUACCUCCUUGAAGAGAGAGGUGUUCCGAAUGGGCAAACUAGUGCAGAAAGAUCUGCUCAGAGUGAUCCGAAAUCUGAGAGAGUGUUACCCACCGGACUUUGACAUCUGCAGAACAUAUGCUCAGCUCUACCAUCAAACCUUUUCCACCAGACUUCAAGAGCUUGCCAGAUCCAAAAUCAGUUCUGAGGACUGCCUCUAUUUAUUAAGUUGGAUUGUGGAGUACUACCCAAAAGAUGUAUUGAAGCAUAAAGAACUAGAGGAGCACAUCAACAGUUCAUCACUUGGACCUCUGUUACCUGAAGAAGACCUUAAGAGAUUAGAGGAACAGUACUUCUCUUACAAAGAGAACGAGAUCAGAAACUGGUUAUCCAAUGCUUUAGAGAAAGAGGUGAAAAAAUGGAGUGAUGGCAUCGAACCAGAGCUGAUGGACGGAUACUACUUCAGUAGCCUUGCUGUUGAUGUUUUACCACUUGUUGAUGGGGCUGUAAAAGAUGUCAACACACUUUUGAGUUGUGAAAGUAAAGCCCGGAGUUUCCUAAACCAGCUGGACAGUUUUCUUCAGAGCUAUAGGACAAGUCUGGAGGAGAUGGUCAAAAGAAAACAAGAAAACAUUCCUAAAACUCUCUUUGCUAAUCUGGUUAAUAUUUACCAGUUUAGGGAUUAUGUACAAAAACCAGAACAUCCUUUCACAGAGGACACUAGAAAAACUUGCCUGUCCACAUUAGCAGAUCUCAAAAACAUUAGUCACAAAUACUUCCUCAGUCAUAUUCACACAGAACUGAAGCCGCUGUACCGUAAACUGUGGACUCAAGUUUGGUUCGCUGGACAUUGUGAGGUUGUGGAGGAGCUGGUGAAGGCUCUUGAGAGUAACAUAGACAAUUUCAAAGAGCUAAAGUCUGUCUGCAGAGAGGAGCUAAUGGCUGAGCUGCAUCUAGAAGUAAUGGUUGAAUAUGUGAGGCGAAUGAUGAAGAGAAAACUGAAACUGAAAGACAAAGAGCAGCAAGAAGCAGCUGCUGAGUUCAUCUGCCACGACAGCAAUCAAAUCUGCUCUGUGUUUGACAAAGUGGGAUGCAGAGAGGAAUGGUUCUGUCAAAUACUGCCCAAAUUAUCAGAGAUUCUGAGACUGCAGGAUCCUGGGAGUUUACAACUUGAGAUUGUUACUCUGGCAAGAGACUAUCCUGACAUGAGUGAGCAGCAUAUUAUUGCUCUCCUAAACCUGAAGACCAACCUUUCAAGCUCAGACCUGCGAAGGAUCAAAAAGUGUCUGAGUGAAAACAGAGGCACACCGGACACUCUGGAGUCCUCUACUUUCAACUUCUUCUCUAAAGUACUCAUCAAAUGGAAAAUCAUCUAAAUGCCCCGUUACAUCUAUGGCUAACGUUAAACAACUGUGAUUCAUACUGUGAUACAUAAUCAGUGUUGUUAUGUAAUAUUUAUUAUAAAAAAAAAAAGUAUGGUAUUAUUCUGUUAUUCUCAGCUGAUUUCACACUGUUUUCCAAAAAUCCUCUAAUUCCCUUCUUCUUUACUUAUAAAGUGGAAAAUCAUCUGAAUGCCCUGUAACAUCUGUAGCUAAUCUUAAAUACCUGUGAAGCAUACUGUGAUACAAAAUCAGUAUUAUCCAUUCAUCUGUCCAUUUUCCAUACCCUCUGCAGGGUUGUGGGGGGAUGGAGUAUGAUCAGUAUUAUUUUAUCUAAUAUUUAUUAUGAAAACUCAUAUCAGUUACAAGUCUUAUUAUUCUGUUACAGUAUUAUUCAAAAAUAAGGUCAAGAACAAUGUGUUUUUAAAUUUGUAUUUAAUCAAAACAUUUUUGAAUAUGGCAGAACAUUACAAGGUUUUAUUUAUUUAUUUAUUGCACCGAAUUUGUGUAAAACCAGUUGAGAAAACCUAUGAAAUGCCAUAAAACUAAAUGGUAAAAUCAAAUGUGAAAAAAGUGUAUAUUUAUAAUGUAAAGUGCUUCGUCUGAAUGCAUGUUCAAAGCUCUCAAAAAUUAUUUAAAUAUUCUGAUAUAAUACACUUAAUGUUUUAGUAUGCAGCAGGCCUUGCUUCACAAUACAAUACAGUAAAUGUCAUUUUAAACUAAAGACGAUGAGAGCUGCUUAGAAAAUAGCCUUUUUAAAACUUUUGCAAAGUGCUCUUCAUUUGCCUACAGUAGCUAAAUAAACUGUUUAAAUUUGUCUUGCGUAAGGUAAGUAUAAAAGGGAUAACAAAAUCAACAAAUCAUUCUUCAUUAUCUAAUACGGAUGAUAAAAAAUCAGUUUAAUUGAUACUGUGGUGUCUUGUACAUUCAGCAACUAAUGGAUAUUCUUUCGUUUUAUUCAUUAAGCAUGUACACUACCAAUCAUAAGUUUGGGGUGGGUAAAAUCUUGUAUUGUAAUAUUGUAUUGUAAAAUUUUGUAUUAUUUUAAAUUGUAAAAAAAUAUUACAAUUUAAAAUAAUUUUGUUGUAUUUUAAUGUAUUUUAUAAUGUUAUUUCUGUAAUGGCAAAGCUGAAUUUUCAGUGUCACAUGAACCUUCUAAAAUCAUUUUAAUAUGCUGAUUUGCUGCUCAAUAAUCUUUCAUUGAUAAAAAUCUAUUAUUAUCAAUGGUUAAAACACUUGCUUAAUAUUUUGACAAAAAAAAAAUUCUUUUCUUUCAGGUUUUUUUUUUUGAGGAAAAGAAAGAUCAGUAUUCAAAUAUUCAAAAGAACAGCAUUUGUUUGAGAUAGAAAUCUUAUAUAAAAUUACAAAUGUCUUUAAUGUCACUUUUAAUCUAUUUGAUGCAUUCUUGCUGAGUAAGUAUUAUACAUUUUUUUAAAGCAAAAAGUGGAGCAAGAAAGUAAAAUUUAAAUAAAUGUAAUAAAGUCCAUGCUGAACA
Molecule: messenger RNA, 3714 nt
Organism: Carassius carassius (crucian carp)
Lineage: Eukaryota; Metazoa; Chordata; Actinopteri; Cypriniformes; Cyprinidae
Product: tumor necrosis factor alpha-induced protein 2-like
Exons: 13
Coding region: 75-2216 (713 amino acids)
Biological process (GO): exocytosis; exocyst localization
Cellular component (GO): exocyst
Molecular function (GO): SNARE binding
Source: RefSeq, a predicted model, not a curated record